Lactuca saligna is the source of this 1449-nucleotide messenger RNA. The record is from the annotation of a GenBank genome assembly. NCBI's taxonomy places the organism in Eukaryota, Viridiplantae, Streptophyta, Magnoliopsida, Asterales, Asteraceae.
AUGACCUUCAAGAAACUCCCAAGACCACCACCACUCUGCCGUCGUCCACCACCGUCAACCACCGCUAACCUUCUACCCCCACCGCCACCUCCCGAUACAUCACUCACUACUCUCCCAAUCCUCUCUCUUCCCUCCUCUACCUCAACCACUCAAUCCCAACUCACCGAUUUCAUCAACACCCACCUAAAAAACAACCUCACCCCGAACGACCUCCUCUCCUUCCUCAAAAACCAGCUCCACCACCAUCCCAAAUUUGCUCACCUCGACCUCCACGUCUUCCGCCACGCCUCCACCCUCGAUUCCUUCCGCCACGACCACUCCACCUAUGAAUGGAUGGUCCGCACCCUUGCCAUAACCCACCGCCUCGACUCCCUAUCACCCCUCCUCGAUUUCAUCGUCUCCAAUCCCUGCCCUUGCUCCGACGGUAUCUUUUCUUGCUCACGUACCGAACCCAUCUUCCGUUUCGCCAUCAAUGCGUACUGUAACGUCGGUAGGUUUGACGAUGCACUCCAAGCGUUUGAUAAAAUGCGUAAACUAGUAGAUGGGAAACCUAGCACAGCUAUAUACAAUAUCAUGAUCCAUAGUUUCGUAAAGUACUGGAAAUUCGAAAAGGGUUUGGAUUUCUACGGGAGAAUGAUUCAAGAUCGAGUGAACCCCGACGUGGUCACUUUUAACAUAUUGAUUAAUGGGUAUUUUCGCAAUUCCAAAUUUGGGUUAGCAUUAGAAGUGUUUAAGGAAAUGAGGGUCAAGGGUUGUGUUCCAAAUGUGGUGACUUUUAACACUUUGAUCAAGGGAUUCUUUAGGGAGAAGAAGUUGAAAGAAGGAAUAGGAAUGGCAUAUGAGAUGAUUGAAUUGGGGUGCAGUUUAUCGAGUGUAACUUGUGAGAUCUUGAUCGAUGGGCUUACCAAGGAAGGAAGGGUUUAUGAGGCUUGUGAUCUCAUCCUGGAUUUUUCAAGAAAAGGAGUUUUACCAAAAAAGUUUGAUUAUUUUGGGUUAAUCGAGAGUCUUUGUGAUAACAGGAAUGAGGUUAAUAAAGCAAGAUUAAUAGUAGAUGAGAUAUGGGAGAAAGGAAAUGCUCCAAGCUCCAUCACUUGUACUAUUUUGAUUGAAGGUUUUAGAAGGGUUAAGAACACAGAAGCAGCAUUUAAAUUGAUGGAUAAAAUGCUUAAUUAUAAAGACACUAUUGUUCCUGAUAGUGUGACUUUUAACUGUCUUCUUGGUGAUAUGUGUAGUUCAGGAAGAAGUGUGGAGGCUAAUAAAUUGAGGGUUUUGGGUUAUGAGAAAGGUGUAUGUGUAGAUGAGGUAAGUUAUAGCAUAUUAGUAUCUGGAUAUUCAAAGGAAGGAAAAAAGGAGGAGGGGAAGGUUAUAGUGGAUGAAAUGUUGGAUAAGGGGUUUAUACCUGAUAUUGCUACUUAUAACUGGUUGAUGAAAGGGCUUGGUUUUGGAUGA